This is a messenger RNA of Trypanosoma brucei brucei TREU927, 984 nucleotides long. RefSeq names its product tricarboxylate carrier, putative. The record is from RefSeq and is a predicted model, not a curated record. The transcript has a single exon. Gene Ontology annotation, molecular function: monoatomic ion transmembrane transporter activity. Lineage: Eukaryota; Euglenozoa; Kinetoplastea; Trypanosomatida; Trypanosomatidae. Bases 1 to 984 code for a protein of 327 amino acids. Gene Ontology annotation, biological process: mitochondrial transmembrane transport; monoatomic ion transport. Gene Ontology annotation, cellular component: mitochondrial inner membrane.
AUGCUUCCAUGUCCGUCGUUCUCUACCACAACUCCAAGGUUUGACAUGGACACCUAUCUGGGUCGUACUUUUUACUUUUUUUCCACCAUCAACCCACUGUUGUGCUUUGAGACGUCAAACUCAUUGAAGCGCCAUCAGGAGCUGCUCAAUCGUGUGGCAGCGGGAGAGGAAGGGGUUGCAAGCGACAGACAACUGUGGAAAGCACGCACUGCAAUAGAAAUAUGCGUGCAUCCCACCACUAAGGAAGUUAUAUUUCCACCUUACAGGAUGUGUGCUUUCCUUCCUGUGAAUAGUUUUAUCGUACCCUUCAUGAUGUCACCGACGACCAUUGCAAGCCCUGCGCUCACAAUAUUCAUUCAGUGGUUUAACCAGAGCUAUAACUGCGCGGUGAAUUAUGCAAAUCGCUCCUCCGAUAAGCAACCGAUGUCGGAACUAUCUAAGGCGUACGUCGCCGCUGUUGGUGUUUCCUGCGCCGGAGCACUAGGUGCUACAGCAAUGCUGAAGAAAGUAAAAGGUGGCACAUUGAAAGCCACAGCUGUUCGUGCGGGGUUACCUUUCGUGGCGGUAUCUGCGGCGGCAAUUGUGAAUCUUUCUCUAAUGCGUAAGAAUGAGUGGAUUCCAUCAGGCACUGGCCUACAAGUUGUUGACGAGGAUGGUGAGGUGCGGGGCAGCAGUCGUGUUGCCGGCAUGCAAAGUCUCAUGAUGUGUUCCGUCACGCGUGUUACAUGGAACCUUAUUUCCAUGGUGUUGCCGCUUUUGAUGAUGCGACCACUCCUUGCCCGCUGUGCAGCUGUUCGGGCUCGACCUGUUGUGUAUGAAACAGCACUGCAGAUUGCCAGCCUCGGCGUCGGUGUUCCGCUUGCAUUGGGUGCAUUUAGCACAACAGUGAGUGUACCUGCGAAUCGGUUGGAGCCGGAACUUCGUGGGUUGAAGCGAAAGGACGGCUCGCCUGUUGAAAUAUUCACGUAUUACAAGGGUUUGUAG